Messenger RNA from Strongylocentrotus purpuratus (purple sea urchin), 8579 nucleotides. It is a transcript of the gene cit, whose product is annotated as citron Rho-interacting kinase. Gene Ontology annotation, biological process: peptidyl-threonine phosphorylation; actomyosin structure organization; mitotic cytokinesis. Gene Ontology annotation, molecular function: protein serine/threonine kinase activity; ATP binding. The coding region runs from base 38 to 6328 and encodes 2096 amino acids. Lineage: Eukaryota; Metazoa; Echinodermata; Echinoidea; Camarodonta; Strongylocentrotidae. The record is from RefSeq and is a predicted model, not a curated record. Gene Ontology annotation, cellular component: cytoskeleton; cytoplasm. The transcript has 38 exons.
ACUUCAUGUAUAUUAUUUCUUCCAAAUAGAAGCAAAGAUGGCUGGGAAGUCUGAGCCACCUGGCCUGCGCACCAGCAAGCUAAACCAGCUGUUUGCUGGCAAAGCUAAAGAAGGAUUAAACGCUACAUCUUGUUCUCAUCUGAGCCGUGAUGGGUUGGUUGAUGCCCUCUUAGCUCUGUAUGGGGAGUGCAGUCAAGACCAGCUCAAGCGAACCAACAAACAUGCCGCACAAUUUGUGAACAAAUUCAAACAAACGGUCAGCAAGGUCAAGAAUCUUCAGAUCAGUAUCAAUGACUUUGAAGUGAAGGAUGUGAUUGGGCGUGGUCACUUUGGACAGGUCCAAGUGGUCAGGGAGAAAGUGACCAAUGAUGUCUAUGCCAUGAAAGUACUGCACAAGGCUGAAACCCUCGCGAAAGAAAAUGUUGCCUUCUUUGAAGAGGAGAAGGACAUCAUGGCCAGGGCAUCGAGUCCAUGGUUGACCAAGCUCCAGUAUGCGUUCCAGGAUGAUGAUAACCUGUACCUGAUGAUGGAGUUCCAUCCUGGGGGUGACCUUCUGUCUCUCCUGGCCAGGUUUGAUGAUGUCUUCGAGGAGAACAUGGCAAGGUUCUACCUGGCGGAACUCGUGGCUGCGAUUCAUAGCCUACACACCAUGGGAUAUGUCCACAGAGAUAUCAAGCCAGACAACGUUCUCUUGGAUCGUACCGGGCACAUCAAGUUGGCUGACUUUGGAUCUGCAGCUAAAUUGGGAGAUAAAAAUACAGUCAGCUCUAAGAUGCCGGUGGGUACCCCAGACUACGUAGCCCCAGAGGUUCUCCAGAGCCUCAACGGUUCCUUGGACGCCAGCUAUGGUACCGAGUGUGACUGGUGGUCUCUGGGUAUAGUCGCCUACGAGAUGAUGGUCGGUAAGACCCCGUUCAGUGAUGACUCAAUGGUAAUCACCUACAGCAACAUCAUGGAUUUUCAGAGGAAGCUAUCCUUUCCUACCAGUUCUCCCCUAACUCCUCGAGCAACGAGUCUCAUCAAGCAGCUGCUAUGCGACAGGUCUGCGAGGAUCGGCUAUGAGCAGCUGGGAUAUCAUGAGUUCUUCACCGGCCUUGAGUGGGCAACACUACGAGACGGUGUACCCCCCUUUGUACCUACUGUUAGCAGCGUGGAUGACGUGUCUAACUUUGAUGAAUUUGAUCCUAUCGAGCCUAUGAAGCACAACGCUAGCAUCCUCAUGAGAUGCAAGGGAGGUUUCUCAGGGCAUGACCUACCCUUUGUGGGAUUCACCUACUCAAAGACAUCCAGCAACAACCAAGGGCUGGGUGAUAUGUCAAUGAUGAACACCACACUAUCAGCACCGAUGGAGAUGAGCUCCAUGCCCGAUCAGAAACUCCAGGAUCGCUGCAGACGUCUUGAAUCUCAGCAUAGCUCCCUCACUAGACACAACAAUGAGCUGAGUAAAAGUUUGAAGGAGAAGACAGAAGCUUUAAAGACUAUUCAGCCUGAGAAGAAUGCUGUGGAAAGAAAACUAGCUGAGUCAGUCGCUGAUCUGAAUAAAUUGAGGCGUACUCUAGAGCAGGAGAGGAAUGAGCAGAAGGAUAUGGACAGUAAGGCAGUGAGACUGAUGGGAGAGAUACGACAGACCAGCAAGAAAGAACAACAACUUAGAGAUGAAGAAUGGAGAGCUGAAGUUGAGGACUACAAGCAGGCAUUCUCUCAGAUGGAGACCGAUCGUCAGGUAGCCGUCAAAAGAGCUCAGAAGCUAGAAGCCGAGCUUAGACAGAAGACACAGGAGUGUGAAGAUUUCAAGGCCCAGGUUCACAAUGUCAAGUCAAAACUCACAAAGUCCUGUGAAGGAUCUCGGAGUGAGGUGGAAGAGCUACAGUCGCAACUAGAGAGGUUGAGUAGGAGUAGCAAGAUCCAACUGGAUGAGCUGAGAGUGAAGCUACGCGAGGCCAGCGAGGCUGAAGAGCGGACCAGCCGUACAGCCGAGCGACUAAGGAAGGAGAAGACGGAGAUGAGGGAGAUCGUCCAGGAGCAGUGUCAGGGGUCUGUCCAGGAGAUGAGAGCCUCCGUCAUGGAUCUACAGCAACAGCUUCAGGAGAGCCAAGAUGAUCAACGCAGUCUUGAGAAUCGUUUGAGAAUGGUCCAAGAAAGAGAAAAGCGACUUAAGGAGCAGGUGGAAUCUAAACAUGGUCUAACACAGGAUCUAGCCAAUCAGGUUGUGGAAAUGGAGAAUAAGGUAACUUCAGCUGACAGAGCGUGCAGAGAAUAUGAACAUGAUGUAGCUGCUAAAACAAGAGAACUAAACAACAAAGAACAGGAGGUGAAGCAGCUCCGAUCGGUGGCUAAGAGAGACAGACAGACUCUGGACAGGGUAUCCUCUCUGCAAGCCGACUGCCAGGACUCACAUCUGAAAAAGAUACAAGAACAAGAUGAGAGCAUCACAGUUCUUGACAAUCAAGUGAAGGUUCUUCAAGCUCAGAUAGAUAAGAUGGUUGCUGACCGUCAUACUUUCUCACAGCAAGAGAAGAAAGAAUCCAAACGUGUUGAAGCGGAGAAGUUUUCAGAUUUAAACCAGGAUAGGCUGUAUCUUCAGACGCAGGUUAGCCGUCUAGAGUUUGAGUUGAAGCAGGCCCAGAUGGCUAGGUCUAGUCUAACAGACCAGUCCAAAGAGAUGCAAUCCAAACUAGACAAGGUGGCUGACAAGUAUGAGGAGGAGGUCUUCACUCUCAAAGACCAGCUGAGGGAGUCCCGGGCAAGAGCCGAGAGGUCAGAGGUCAACUCUAAACAGAUGGAAGCCAGCGAGAAUGACCUCAAGCAGCAGGUCAGGGUGCUACAGACCAGACUACAAGAAGAGAUUGAAAAUGCUGCUACUAAGAUUGAAAACCUAGAGGGGGAGAAGAAGCUGCUAGACCAGGAGCUGCACGUGCUAAGGGAGCGCUCCACCAUCAUCACCUCCCUGGAAACGCAGCUCAGGGAGAAGACGGGCCAGUGCUCCACCAUCAGCAAGGAGAAGCAGGAGCUGAUGGAGCGGUGCGAGACGUUUGCCAUGGAGAAGGGUCGUCUGGUCACCCAGAACCAACAGAUGGACACCAGUAUGGCCGACUGUCACAAUAAACUCAGUCAAAAUGAUCUGAACAUCAAUAUGCUAAAGACCACAUGCACCAUGUUGGAGGAACAGGUCAUUGACCUUGAGACCAUCACCGAGCGCCUGGAGACCAGGCUCGAGGAGUGUCGCCAAGCGAGGGAUGGAGCCAAGGAGAGUCUUCAGGAGAAGGAGGAGAGAUUGCGAGCCGUAUCUAAGGCAUCGGAAGAUGCGCAGCAGGCUGGAUCUCGUGCAGAGGAGAAGAUCAAAGAAUUGACGGAAGCUGCCGACGAAAGAGAGAAAAGACAAGGAGAAGAGCUGGAUUCAUGGCAUAAACAGUUCAACGAUCAGAGACAACAGAUCAAUCAACUCACUGAGAAUUUGAGUGAAGUUGAGAAGCAUAGAGCUCUCUUGGAGGUGGCCGCAAAGGAACUCAAGCAACGAUAUGAAGAUGAACAAGAAGAUAAUAUCAAAUUUGACAAAGAGCUUAAAGACUUGGAGGAGAAACUGAAGGAGAGUAAGAGCAUCAACUUCCAGCUGACGCAGGCCUUGGAGGAAGCGCUUUCGAAAGGAGAAUACAUUAAAGAGCAAAAGCAAGAACUGGAGAGCCACAUGGAGAGUCAAGAGAUCCAUCAUCAGCAUGAGAGAAUCAAAUUUGAUGGCACCUCGGCCCAGCAGACCAAACUGAUUGAUUUCCUACAAGCCAAGGUAGAUGCCCCGCCCAAGAAGAAGAGAGGACGUCUGUUUGGCAAGACGGCACCACCUCCUCCUCCUCAUCUCAGAGAUAAUAGAGGCACAGGGAUUGCUGGUGUUUCGGUCUCUAUGCAGGUGAAAGAGCUUCAGCAGAAGUUAGAUGCUGAGAAGAGCCGAGCGUGGGAGCUUCAGAAAGCCCUGAACGAAGCAAGAUCCGACUUGCAAGCAGCUAAGCUAAGAGCGGUGACCAAUUGUAGCAAUUCUGAAUUCGGCUCAACGAUGAGCAUCCCAGAACAGCCGUCCACCCCGGUCUUCACCCAGACAGCCAGCGCCAACCUCAUCUCGGCCAUUGUCCAGUCCCCCGGUCAUCGGUCAAGCCCGUCCAGCCUCAUCUUACCCACACCAGGGGACAAGCGCAACAAGGCCCUGGCCACUGGCAAGGGGACGAUGAAGAGACUCAAAGAACGCAUGAAGCACAAUAUACCCCAUCGGUUCACGAUUGGGCUUAGCAUGAGGGGUACCAAGUGCUCUGCUUGUGCUGAUACGAUUCAUUUUGGACGCCAGGUUGCAAAGUGUCAGGAAUGUCACCUGAUCUGCCAUCCCAAGUGUGCCCACUGUCUACCCCACACCUGCGGUCUUCCGUUCCAGUUCAUGAGGCACUUCAAGCAGGCCAUGGACGGCCCAUCUCCAUCGACCAGGUCCGUCUCCUCGUCAUCGUCCACUGCUUCGUCGGUGGUGUCGUCGACCGCUUCGUCCUUGACUUCGUUCGGCCAGGAGCCUAUGGUGUGUGGCAACCAGAUACAGGGAUGGAUGAAAACACCAAGGAUGAACAAGCAAGGUUGGGAGAAGAAGUGGUGUUGUUUGGAAGGAACCAUGCUGAGUCUGUUUGACAAGGAGAACUCCUCAGGUUGUGGUUCUCCUUUCCUGGAGUACAGCCUCUGUCCUGAAGAUGCUAUAGUGACUGUCCAUGCUGGUGUGUCUGCCACGGAGCUACCCAAUACAGCAUCCAGUGAUCUACCGUUCGUGUUCCAUCUGGAAUCACGGCCGGUGACCACCUGUUGGCCAGACACCAAGACUCUCUAUCUCAUGGCCCCGAGCUUCCAAGAUAAACAGCAGUGGAUGGUUGGUCUUGAGGUGGCCAGCAUCCGAGGUCGUAAUGCUGGUCCUGGUGGAUCAGUGAGAGAUCAAGCUAGACUGAUUGGCAACACGCUCCUCAAACUCAACCAAGAGAACCGGCUGGACAUCAACUGCACUCUCCUUAUCAGUGAUAAUAUGCUUCUGAUUGGAGCUGAGGAGGGACUCUACACAAUGCUGUUAAUGGAUCGGAAGAAACCACUUUCUCAGAUAGGAGGGGUGAGCAGCGUCUUCCAGAUGCAUAUAAUCACUCAGCUAAUGCUAGCAGUCAUGAUCAUAGGUCCUGAGAGGAAUUUGUGUAUCGUAGACUUGAAGCACUUGAGGACUAUGAGCAGUCAAGCCAGCAUCAGCGAUGUCUCAGUUGAUUACACCAGCAUUGAAGACAUCCAUUCAUGUCACCUGUUUGCUUGUGGGAAGGUAGAUGGAUCGUUCUACCUGUGUGCUGCCAUGCCUACCAAGAUUAGCAUCCUCAAAUACAGCGAAGGACUCUCCAAGUUCUGUGUCAGAAAGGAGAUUCAGACAGCAGAGCCUUCAAGCUGUCUGCUCUUCACGGAAGCCAGUAUCCUUGCAGGGACAGACCGUUUCUAUGAGAUAGAACUGAAAGAUUUCAAGAUUGAUGAGUUUCUGGAGUCGACCGAUACCAGCCUAGCGUUUGCUGUGUAUGGAGCAUCUCAGCUUGAUAGCUUCCCAAUCGCAGCCAUACAGGUAGCACCGGAUGGAGAGCCACAAGAAUUCCUACUCUGUUUCCAUGAGUUUGGCAUCUUUGUUGAUAGUAAAGGUCGAAGGUCAAGACCUGACGACAUGAAAUGGUCCAGACUGCCGUUGGCAUUCACCUAUCGUCAGCCAUACCUCUAUAUGGCCCAUUUCAACUCUGUAGAGGUCUGUGAGAUCAAGCACACCGCUGAACCAGAGAGUGAAGGGAACCGAACAUUCCUGAGCCAGGCCAACCCUCGCUUCGUCGGCCCGGCCAUCACCCCCGGGGCCGUUUACAUCGCCUCCCUGGGAGACCGUAGCGUGGAGCUGAUGUGCCUCCAGGGAAACUACGCCUCCGGUGGCUCCUCCAGGAGCAGCUCCGCGUGCCAGCUGGAUACCAGCGGAAGCACCGUGGGGGACAGUGUGAGCGUCGCGGGAGACAGUGGGCGUGGCACCACCACCAUGCCCCCUCCACCACCUGUGACGUUGGUCAAGAGGACCCCUAGUACCCAGAGCACGACCCCUCUCGUACAUAAGAGAUCCACAAGGAGCUCCAUGAAGCGCCCUCUCCAGGAAUCUUGGAGCAACACUCCAAAGGGCAAGUUCAGCCGUACCGCAGCGAGAGCAUCAGCUAGGGUGCCCUCUACGUCCUCCUCUGAAGAUGAAGUGAAAGCUAGCUGUGGUCUCAAGUAUGGUACAGUCACAUGCAGGAAGACCAGGAGUACCAAACGAUAGACACACCCAAGAUUUCCCAGUUCCAGGAAGCGCUGUCUUCAGGAAUCUUGGAGCAACAUUCUGAACACUGAAUAUGGCUUCAAAUACAUUACACAUGUGCUGGAAGAUGAGAAUUAGCAAGCGAUAAAUACAACUGAGCUUGUAGUGUAGGGUUAUGCAAAUUUGAAUGUGCAGAUAGAAUAUAAAAAGAUAGAUAAUAGAAGUGUAUAGUUUACCCAUCUGCUACAAGCCAGAAAGGUAAUUGUUAUCAUUCCUUUCAGGAUUACAAUUAAUGCCCCUUUAGAUUUUACCUGUUGAUAUGUAUCUCAAUGUACAGAACUUGGGCUAUAUGACAAGUGUGGAGAGCAGUGUAUUGUUUGAAUGUUUUAUGAAAAGCAGUAACAACCAUUUGUACAAAAUCUCCAAUUCUUUCUCUGCUUAAAGAUCAAACAAUUAUAACAUUCUUCUUCUUCUUCUAAUGCUGUUUGUGAACAGACUGCCUACUAUACAUUUUUUUUAAACAGUUUCCUGUAUAUUUUUCAUACAUUUUCUGUAAAUACAUAUGAAAUCUUUUAAUUCUAGAAACUUACCAGGCAAGAAUGAGCUGUGAACCUACGGAUUUGUUUCAUUCAAGUAGAGGCAUGUACAAAACUUUAAGAGCAAUAACUGUACAUAAUUAUAUGUCUUUAGAAUGCACCUGAGAAGAUAUGUGUAGGUUAAGGUAGAUAUUAGAUAAAUUUUAUCAUGUAUAAAUGUUCAAUUUGUAUUAUACAUGUAUCGCUAAUUAUCCUAAUUGGAUCAUAGUGUACCUUCUCUUUCUGCCUUCAUGAAUUGUUAAAAGAAAACAGAUAAAAUUAGUGUAAGAAAUUGUUUGUUUCGCAAAAUGUCAGAGCUUGAUCUUUGUAAGAUAUGGCAAUUGUAUAUAAAGACUUUAACACAUUUAAUUGUUUGUAGAAACAGUAAAGACUGUGAUGUGUAAACUGAGAUAUGUAAUAACUUUGAAAUGUACAUAUUGUAAUUAUAAUGUAUAUUACUUAGAAUUAUAAAUUUCAAUGAAUAAAUUGGAGUCUCAAGAUUAAUAUCUAUGUAAAUUAUUGUACAGUAGCUAUACACAUAUUACUAUUCUAAACUUUUGAAAAUAAUUCGAUUUUGGAAUAUCACCCAUUUUUCAUAGACCUCGGCCCGAAAUGGCGAUAGGUAAAUGGGUCUUGUUUGGGCAUUUUGUCACAGUGAUCGGUUACUUCAUAGGCAUCAGAUAGACAAACAAUUUAAUGCCGUAUUGGCUUGCGAUGUUUUGUACUUUCUGAGAUCUGAUGAGAUGAGACCUUAUGAAUUAAUUUAUGCCGAAUUUGCUUGGUUUGGAAUUUUAUGCUACGAUUGCUGUACUGGCAUUUAUCUGCAUGAUGUUUUAGGUUGAAUGUAUGGUCAGAGUUUGGAUAGACCCAUCUUCGCUUGGUUAAUAGCAAUGGCAUGAAUACCAUUUUGGUUUCUUUGGAAUAAAUAUAAAGAGAAAUGCAUGAUAUUUUAAUAGUACAGACUUAUUGGCGAUUUGCAUGAAUGAAGAAGGCUGAUGCUUUCAUAAUAAAUUGUCAGAAUACUGGAGCUGCUCAUACUUGUCAGCUCAAUAAUCAGGAAUUAUUCUCAAUUGUGAACAAAAUUCUCAUUUCUCAUUUUAAAACUGAAUGCUUUGCAUGCUAUAAUGUAUUAUAUUUUCUCUUGUUUUAUAUGUACAUAGACGUGGAUGAAGUACGAUUACACAAAUGAUGGUAUGUGAAUGAAUGAAGCGUACCACAACAUGAUCCCACUGCAAUUCCUCUGUGGAAGAAAUUGCAUACCGGUAAUCAUCUGAUAUUAGAAACUAAAUGUAAAAAUUCCUGGUUGAAGUUUUCUAAUAGUUAUGUAAUUAGUAAAUCAAAAUGGCUGUGUUUUGUGGUCAUUCUGGUUAGGGAUAAAGUCCAUUUGACUGCCAUAUGUAGUGACAUUAAACUGUGAUUGGAAGCUGAUAAUCAUGCUUUUUCUCUGACUUCUAGGCCCACUAUAUCCCCAGAAUGUCAAUUUAAUUUUGUUCAAAUGACCAUGGGGAACAUUAACCAGGAAGAAUUCACAUCUAUGAUUUUGCGAUUUCUUCAUAAAUCAUAUCACAGGAGGAUUGUAGAGUAUGUGUGUGUGUGUGUGUUGGGCUUAAUGCACUGUCAUCAUCCUGCAGGUGAUUAUAAAAGCCAUCGAACAUCUGACGUGAUGGUGAAUUAAAUUGUAUGAUACAUAAAGGCAA